ACCCGCAGAUACGUCGCUCCGACGAUUGAAGUAGCAAGAGAAGAAUGCGCAUAUGAAUUGUCUAUGGGCCUGCGAUAUGAGUCCUAUUCAAGUUUCGUCUGUGCAGUAAUUCACAUAUGCAGAAUGUGUCAGGAAGCUAAGAGAUGGCUUGCUAAUGAUCACCAAUCAUGCGCGUAUCGUAAGCGCGCUUCCUUUUAGCAGCCCGUUACACCUUCUCCCGGUUGGUAGCUAGAAAGCACACACACUGCGUAUACUCUCGAGCAAUAGCACUUUGAAAACGCUCCCCGUCGGGCUCAUGGCUGCUCAAUUACACGCGUUUCUCACGAGUCGACCGUCAAAGAUCAAGCGGGCAACCUUUUUCGCUUUAUUCCUUUUUAUAUUUACCGUCGCAUAUUUCCACAACGAAUCAUCAGACCGCACUAUAGUGCAAUAUGUUCUGACGCCCAAAGGACGGAAGGCCUACGAAUGGCCAUUGGAGGACGGUAUAAUAGUGCCCAAAACUGGGCCCUCUCGUCGGCAUUACUUUACCACCUGGCGGUCGCGGGAAGACAAGAUUCCGAUCAAACUCGAUCUUACCCUUGGAACCUUCUUUUAUCAUCAUCCUGAAGAGUCAUUUCACAUCUGGUCGAACACGUUGAGUAACAACUCUAUCGCUUCGUAUCGCGAACUGGGAUACGACCUUCACAUUCAACAGUAUGAUUUCCCGACUCUUGCGAGACUAUGCGAUGUGUCGGGUAGUCUCGCUGCUUGGGCAGUAAAUGGCACCUUCUUAGCACCUGGAGCCCCUCAUUACAACACGCAUGAAUCAGAUUUCCUAAAAGUGUGCAUCAACUACAUUUACGGAGGCCUGUAUGUUGACGGGGACACAUUCUUCCUGGAUAGUUUUACUCCAGAUGACAUUCCCGCUGCUAUCUUUUUUAUCAGCGCGGACGAGAAACGUGGAGAUCGUUGUCCUCCAGCUCCGGAUCCCGUUACAUGUUCCGCCCCGCAUGUCAGACAGAUAGAAGAAGGAGGCCGACCAUAUUUAGUACCUAAUAGCGUUUGGUUCAAUAGCAACCCCUUUGUCCUGCCCCCCAAGUCGCCGUACGCGCAUGCAGUCCUCUCGAACAUGGAAGCGUUCACCGAUCCACACUGUUGGAACUGUAUCGGCCCGAGAUCCCAUUCGAAAGGUUAUGCCGAUCUUGUGGCGAAAGGAGACGCUUUGCUUCUUCCUCCCCUUCUCCGCUCCUGCGACAACCUGGCGGCAGAGCACAUUCCGUGGGUUGCCAAGGGCCGAUGGGAGGAGACUUGGGGGUUAUUUUCAGCUUGCCGAUGGAUCCAUAUGUUUUCGGCUGGCCGGCCAAUGGACAUCAACGAAAAUUCUGUGUUUGUAUCAUUGAUGCAAACGAAUUGCGUCCCUGAAAUUUGUUUGAAAUAUAUGCCAAAAACGCUGCGUAGUGGAUGAAUAUAGUGGGGGUUGUUAGGCGGUUCUGUAACUUGUAGAGUUAGGUUGAAGAGAUUAGUUUUGCUUCUGUCCCAAUGCGGCUCAUAUUCUCCCAUUUUGCCCAACCCAAUCUUGCUGUAAACAGAUUACAUUUUGGACAGUAUCCUGUGCUCUUU
Spizellomyces punctatus DAOM BR117 is the source of this 1599-nucleotide messenger RNA. RefSeq lists its product as uncharacterized. The coding region runs from base 296 to 1444 and encodes 382 amino acids. Lineage: Eukaryota; Fungi; Chytridiomycota; Chytridiomycetes; Spizellomycetales; Spizellomycetaceae. The transcript has a single exon. The record is from RefSeq and is a predicted model, not a curated record.